AUGUUCAAGUGUGCUUCCAAGGCACAGUUGGGGGGAGGCUUGAGGUUCGAUCAAGGAAAGCGGAGCCGUGAGCUCGAACGAGACAGCCGGUUUUUGGUGCGACUGGAAAUGUCGUGGAGCGGUACCUCUGGAUCUGUGGAACGGUGGAACCUAUCAGAAACCGGCGCUGGGGCUCGGUCCGGUAGAAGCUCCAACGGUAGACAACGCCAAAGCGACAGAUUCACCUCCCCGAUGGCGUUCCAGGAGGGGGGGGGCGCCGAAGGCCCGAGAGAUGCUCUGUGA
Messenger RNA from Penicillium oxalicum, 282 nucleotides. RefSeq lists its product as uncharacterized. NCBI's taxonomy places the organism in Eukaryota, Fungi, Ascomycota, Eurotiomycetes, Eurotiales, Aspergillaceae. The transcript has a single exon. The coding region runs from base 1 to 282 and encodes 93 amino acids. The record is from RefSeq and is a predicted model, not a curated record.